CGUGCGUACCACAUUUGAUAUUUUCUCUCUUUUUCUUUUUCUUUUUCUUUUCUUGUUCCUUUGUUUGUCUGUUUGUUUUCUUCUCCAUCUCAAUUAACAUCUGUCAUUCCCAAUCCCACAACCAUAAGAUUCUAUAUUCAUCCGUUCCUUUUCCAAAUUAUAAAGUAUAUACCCCUUUUCCCCCUAUUUCAUAAUUUCAUGGCUUGGCUUCCAUUGCUGCUGGGUGGAUCCACCCUUUUGUUGAUCUCCUGAGACGUAGGAACGCGAAGUGGUUUGACUUUUCUUUCUGAAGCUAGAAGUUUAGGUUUGAAAACAGGGGGAGGAAUAAUUUGUUGAAUGUUCAGACAAUGUGGUGGAAGGUUCGGGGAGAGAUUACUGUGAUUUGGAUGCUCAGAGAUUGAGGCUUUUUUUUCUUCUUUUUUCUCUUGGUGUUUCAUGGGAUAUAUUGGGUUUCAAGGGAUUUUGGUUUUGAUGGAGAUGAGAUUAUUGGUUGAAACGAUCUUGUUCUUGAUCGAUCUUCACAGCUUUGAUUAGCUCUUGCUGAAGAAGAAGAGUUUCUGUUGAUUCCUGUUUUCCUAAUUGUGAUUUGGGAUUCUGGAGCUGUAUGAUUCAGAAUAAUUUGUCUCACAAUUACACUUUUGAGUUCAAGCCUUCUUCUCAUCUGGUGAAGCAGAAGAAGAAAACCAAUAAGGUUUUUGAGUACGAGAUCGGUUAGUUUCUUUGUUUUCAACCUUUAGAAAAACUAUGGAGGAAGAUCCUAAUUCUUGGUUAAGAAGAACUAAUUUUUCUCACACAAUAUGCUAUCGAUUAGAGUCCUUAAGUUUGGCUUCCUUUCCUGUCACCACUCAGUCACCUCCCAAACCAGCUGUGCAAUCAAAACCGAACCCUUGUUAUAAUCUAACGAAGCAGAGGUCUUUAUCUCCUUCUCCACAAACGAAACUCUCCAGUGCAUUUAAGGAUGCACGUAUCGAUCAGAAGCGAUUUUCGACUCCACAGCCUCAGAGAAAAGAACCUCUAAAAGAGAAGAGCAAAAGGCUGUUUAGUAAAAGAGCCAAGGUGCAGAAUUCCCUCAAGGAAGAGAAGUUAAAACGACCUUUGAGGCAUCUUGUCUCUUUUAAAGGCAACGAGAAGUUAAAAUUCAAGGACUCUUCUUGGAGUAAGCUUUUUGAGCACGGUGGAGGGAAGGUCACGGCUGUUGAAGCUGUAGACGAAUUGUCGAUCGACCUGUCUAAGUUGAUGUUUGGACAUAGAUUUGCUUUUGGAGCUCACAGUCGACUUUACCACGGAAUUUAUGAAGAUAAAGUUGUUGCUGCUAAGAUGAUCAAUCUACCAGCCAAUGAUGAAAAUGGCGAUCUCGCAGGUCGCUUAGUAAAGCAAUUUGGUAGAGAAGUAACCCUUUUAUCUCGUCUUCACCAUCCCAAUGUUAUAAAGUUAGUAGCAGCUGUGAAAAAGCCACCUGUUUAUUGCAUCAUCACUGAGUAUCUACCUCAGGGUUCCUUGAGGGCAUAUCUUCACAAACUAGAGAAAAAAUCUCUCCCAUUGCAAAAACAAAUUGCCAUUGCCUUAGACAUUGCUCGUGGGAUGGAAUACAUUCACUCGCAAGGUGUCAUUCAUCGGGAUCUCAAACCUGAAAACAUUCUUAUUGAUGAAAACUUCUGUCUAAAGAUUGCCGAUUUCGGCAUUGCUUGUGAGGAGGCACAUUGUGAUACACUGGCCGAGGACCCUGGAACUUUCCGUUGGAUGGCCCCGGAAAUGAUCAAACGCAAACCCUAUGGAAGAAAGGUUGAUAUCUACAGCUUUGGACUAAUCUUAUGGGAAUUGGUAGCUGGAAAAAUCCCUUAUGAGGAUAUGACUCCAAUCCAAGCAGCUUUUGCAGUUGUAGAUAAGAAUAUUAGACCGGUCAUACCGAGCGAGUGUCCUUCAGUGAUACGGGCGUUAAUCGAGCAAUGCUGGUGUGAGAAACCAGAAAAGAGGUUGGAGUUUUGGCAGGUGGUGAAAGUGUUGGAGCAAAUUGAGAGUUGUAUUGGGGGAGAUGGUACAUUGAUGAUGAGUGUAGAGUUACAGGGGAAGGCAAGUUGGGAAGAUCACAAGAAAGGUUUAAAGCAUUGGAUACAGAAGCUUGGUCCUCUUAAUUCUCAUAAUUCUCUCAACUCCUCUAGAGCUAAAUUCAUAUGAUUCUUUCUUUGCCCUUUUUCCCUCUUUUCUUGUUGAAAAUAUCACAUUCACUUCCCAGGUUCAAUGUAGAUAAAAAGAAAGAAAAAGGAAAAUAAAAAAGAAACACUUUUUGCAGUU
Molecule: messenger RNA, 2292 nt
Organism: Cucumis melo (muskmelon)
Lineage: Eukaryota; Viridiplantae; Streptophyta; Magnoliopsida; Cucurbitales; Cucurbitaceae
Product: serine/threonine/tyrosine-protein kinase HT1-like
Exons: 4
Coding region: 745-2175 (476 amino acids)
Biological process (GO): protein phosphorylation
Molecular function (GO): ATP binding; protein kinase activity
Source: RefSeq, a predicted model, not a curated record